UUAUCAUUUGGAUUGCUUUAUCCUGCUUACAACUCUUACAAGGCAAUUAAAACUAAAAACGUGAAAGAAUAUGUAAAAUGGAUGAUGUAUUGGAUUGUGUUCAGUCUUUUUACAGCAGUGGAAAUGCUCACAGAUAUAUUCCUAUCAUGGUUUCCUUUUUAUUAUGAAAUUAAAAUCCUUUUCGUAAUCUGGUUGCUAUCUCCAUGGACAAAAGGAGCUAGCAUUUUGUACACAAAGGUUGUACAUCCCCAACUUUCCAAACAUGAAAAUGAAAUUGAUUCAUACAUAACACAAGCCAGUGAUAAAGGCUACAAUUCAUUACUUCAGUUUGGUAGCAAAGGCAUUGAUUGCCUUGUCAAUGGUUUUACAGUAGGUGCAUCAAAGGUUGUUGCAAAUUUUUUGUUCUUGUUUUUAUUUUUGUGGCGUCACUUCACAUAUAAACUUUUUUAA
Molecule: messenger RNA, 450 nt
Organism: Helobdella robusta
Lineage: Eukaryota; Metazoa; Annelida; Clitellata; Rhynchobdellida; Glossiphoniidae
Exons: 4
Biological process (GO): endoplasmic reticulum tubular network organization
Cellular component (GO): endoplasmic reticulum tubular network; endoplasmic reticulum membrane; cytoplasmic microtubule
Molecular function (GO): microtubule binding
Source: RefSeq, a predicted model, not a curated record